AUAGCCGCUUGGCGCUGUCCUCUUCGUCUUCUUCUUCUUCUCUCUCUUUCAUUUUCUUGUUUAGUGGAGGAUUUGCUUUAGUAGUGUAAUCGUUUACUCAUGGAGGGUGGUUGGUUUCAGGAGAUAUGGGAGAUGGAGAUGAGCAAAGUAAAGAGCUAGAACGUUCGUCAUCGAGUUGUGGUCCUAGUGCUGCAAAUGCAGAAGCAAGGAUGAAGUUUGCUUCGGUGGAUGCUUUAUCAGAGUUAGUUUGGUCUCCUCGGAACGGUCUAAGCCUAAGAUGUGCAGAUUUCAGUUUCACUGGAAAGGCAAAAUUACUCUCUCCUAACUUCUUUGAUUUAGGACAAACCAAUAUGGCGGUUCAUUCGAGUAGCACAAGUAUCGAGCAAGGAGGAGAAGAAGAAGAAGACGGUGUUCGUGUAAAUGUCCAGUUGGAAACCCAAGAUCAAGGUGACCAAGCGUGUAGUGGGAUGAAUAGACCAUUGUCAGGGAUUGGUGGUUCUGUUGAGGAUAUGAAACUUGAUGUGGUUGAGGAUAAGGUUGAUACUAAUGAUGAUAUAGAUAGUGAAGAGGCAGGAAGUUCCAAAAGAUCCUCAGAUUCUCCGCGAGGUAUUGGAGGAAAAACAGAAGCUUCGUUGGCGAAUGAACAGUUGAACAUGGAAAGUACUGGAUCUCAAGGAGAACUGACUAACCGCGGAGAUAAAGAAGAAGAGGAUAAGACAAAUAAUAGAGAACAUGCCGGAACAUGUUUAGAAUCAAUGGAUGAGAACAAUCUCACCACUCUUGCUGUUGUAGCAUGUGAAGGCAAAGGGGAAUACUUGCCGGCAGGUGAGACAGAUGUUGAAAAGGCUGGACCAAGUGUUUCCUAUUGGUGUCGUGCCAAAGAAAAAGGGAAAGAAAAAGCUUUAUCUGAUGGAAACUCUGAGGGUGAUGAGAAUGAUGAUGAGAGUUUUGGGAGUGUAGAAAGUUGCAAUAGUGCGGGUUUGCUCACGAGGGGAAAGAAAAGACCAGGCUUUGAGCAGCAGCUGAUUCUUGGAAGCAAACGGCUCAAAACGCUAAGUCAAGAAUGUUUGGGGUCAACUUCAAAGCUCAAGCAAGAUAGUUCCUUUAUGAAUUGGAUAUCAAAUAUGACAAAAGGAAUCUGGAAAGGUAAUGAAGAAGAUGAUUCUCCUUUUGUAGCCCUUACUACUACUUCAGAUGCUAAUGGUCAUGGCCAAGUUAAUGUGAUUGCUGACCAACAAAAAUUGAGUCCAUGCUGUGUGAAGGAAAAUAGCGGAUGCAGAAACACCGGUUUCCAGUCUUUUUUCCAGUCUAUAUAUUGUCCGAAGAAAGAAAGUCAAGAUGCCGUGGAGAUGGAUUUCGCGAAUGAUGCUAAUGCUACUUCUUUGCAGGAACUUCCCUGGAUUCCUGAAGAAUGUGACAUUACCAAAGUGACUUCAUCUGGUAAUGAGAUUGGUCCAGUGGCUGAACCCAACAUUUCAUCAGAAAAAGUUGGAUUUAAUCAGACAAGCGAACCACUCUCGUCAGCGGACAAACAUGAGGUCAAAGAGCCAAACAUCUCUUUGAUGCCUCUAAGUAAGUCUAAGCUGAAUGAAGAGCCAAAAAUAUGCGGUGAAGCUGAUGGAAAGGUUAGUCCAUGUUUAACCAACAGAAACUCUGGUCUUGAAAGUUUGUGGAUAAGCCGGUUUUCUUCUAUAAGUUCUCAGAAAAAGGCCAGAGAAACGGCUAAAGAGGGCAAUGAUUCAGCCUCAGACGCAACUCAAACUCGUGAUUCGCAGAAAAUGCUGGAAGACAAUAAUGUCUUUAUUGAGCCUAAACCCAAUAUCAGCUUGCUAUAUAGGCUUGAUAAACAGAACACGGCUCUUCCCAUAGUUUCUUCAAUGAGAAUAGAUUCUUCAGAAGCAAUGGCUUCUUUAUUUGCAAGAAAAUUAGAAGCAAUGAAACACAUCAUGCUGUCAGGUGACAUAGCUGAGAACGCAGAGGUGGAACAGACAAAUCUAAUUUGUUUCUACUGCGGUAAAAAGGGUCAUUGUUUACGGGAUUGUCUGGAAGUAACUGAUAUUGAGCUCAGAGAUCUAGUACAAAACAUCAGUGCUCGGAAUGGAAGAGAAGAAGCGUCAAGCCUAUGUAUUAGAUGUUUUCAGCUAAGUCACUGGGCUGCAACAUGCCCGAAUGCUCCACUGUAUAGUUCAGGAGCUGAAGAUAGAGCGGUGAAGCAAGCUUUAGCUUCUACCUCUGGCACAAAGCUACUGCCCUUAAGUGGUUUCACAGACGUACCAAAAGCAGUCUUUGAUGCUGUUCAAGUUCUUCGCUUGACACGCACACACGUUCUCAAAUGGCUAAAUACCAAGAAGUCUGUAUCGGGUCUUGAAGGGUUCUUCUUGCGGUUAAGGCUCGGGAAAUGGGAAGAAGGGCUUGGAGGAACAGGGUACUACGUAGCCCGCAUAGAUGGGACCACAGAUGGCCAAAGCUCAAGGAGACAUUCAGAGAAUAGCUCAAUCUCAGUUAAGGUUAAAGGGAUAACUUGCCUUGUUGAGUCUCAGUUUAUCUCAAAUCAAGACUUUCUUGAGGAUGAGUUGAAGGCGUGGUGGCGGAGCGCGGAAAAAAGUACCGGAAGAAGCGGCGACGGCAUCCCGUCCACGGAGGAACUUAGUCGGAAAAUUCAGCAGAGAAAAAUGUUAGGCUUUUAGGAUAUUUAUUUCAAAUAGAUGAUACUUUGUUUUUGAGGACCAAAUGUAUUUAUUCAAUAGGUUUUUUACAUCUACAUUUGUAUUUUUUUCUGUAUGGUUCAAAAAAUGAGAGUGUAAAGUUCAGAGGACAUCGAAUGUCUCAGAUUCAGACUUGAGUUUUAUUCGGAUCUUUCUGUCUCUGUAACUAUAUAUAUGUGAAGGAUCUUGGUUCUCAAGUACUAGUUCAGUCA
Molecule: messenger RNA, 2917 nt
Organism: Capsella rubella
Lineage: Eukaryota; Viridiplantae; Streptophyta; Magnoliopsida; Brassicales; Brassicaceae
Exons: 7
Coding region: 126-2687 (853 amino acids)
Molecular function (GO): zinc ion binding; DNA binding
Source: RefSeq, a predicted model, not a curated record